Athene cunicularia (burrowing owl) is the source of this 2706-nucleotide messenger RNA. RefSeq names its product arylamine N-acetyltransferase, pineal gland isozyme NAT-3-like. The record is from RefSeq and is a predicted model, not a curated record. The transcript has a single exon. Gene Ontology annotation, molecular function: acetyltransferase activity. The coding region runs from base 671 to 1543 and encodes 290 amino acids. NCBI's taxonomy places the organism in Eukaryota, Metazoa, Chordata, Aves, Strigiformes, Strigidae.
UAGUUAAACUGUGCUGCAGGGAGGCGUCUCACAGCAGAUGCAGCAAAAAACCUCCCCUGGCCUUUUCUGCCCCCCAAAUUCCCUUCUGCACUCCAGGACGUGUCUGCUACCGCCCGCACAGAGAGCAGGAGCAGGUGAGACCAGCUCCUGCCAGGCUGCCUAAAUAAUGAAGGAAAUACCACGGCAGGGCAGAUUUAUUUCAGAGUUGGUUGCAGAGGGGGCUCUGGAUUGCUCUGCAAGAGUGGCAGCUUUUGUUUCCUGCUUCUGCUUUGCUGAGUCAAACCACGAGCAAAGCCGUUCAGAUCUGGAGAGUCUCGGUUCCUAUAAUGUCUAGCGGGGAAACAGUGCUGCUACUGGUUUUGUUCCUUCCUAGGGAGAUUUGUAGCUUUGCUGGGCAGGAGCUCUCUACUGAAAUGUGCUUAGCACAGCUGGAGCCUCUCGUCACAGCUGUAAAAGAAACAAUUAAAAAUAACAUUUGUGCUCAUCAGCACUGUCCAUUGGCUUCCCUUGGCGCUAAUACUCACACUCAGCUGCCUUUGAUGGGGCCAUUAGUCAAAUCCCCCUCUCUGCUGGCCAGGCUGCCCAUACUGAUGAGGACCCCGUUAUAACGGAAGAUCCUUCUGUCACUUCUGACACAACCUAUUCUUUCUUUCCACCCCCCUGAGGCAGCAUGGACAUCAAGGAGUAUUUCACCAGAAUUUCUUACCAGGGCUCCUACGAUAAGCCGGAUCUGGCUACCUUGACGGAUGUAUUCCAGCACCACAUCCGAGCAGUCCCUUUUGAAAACCUCAGCAUCCACUGUGGGGAAAGCAUUGAGCUGGACCUAGAAGCGACUUACAACAAGAUAGUGAGGAAGAAACGUGGGGGCUGGUGCAUGGAAAACAACCACCUUUUAUCGUGGGUCCUGAAAACCCUCGGUUACGACAUCACCCUUCUGGGAUCAAAAGUUUAUGACCUGGAGUACAAGGCGUAUGCAGAUGAAAUCAAUCAUCUGCUGCUAAAAGUGGUGCUUGAUGGCAAAUCCUACAUCGUGGACGGUGGAUUUGGCAGAGACCGCCAGAUGUGGCAGCCAAUGGAGCUGAUUUCAGGGAGAGACCAGCCGCAGACUCCUGGGAUCUUUCGCUUCCUGGAGGAGAGCGGGGUCUGGUACCUGGAGAAGGUGAAAAGGAAGCAGUGGGUUCCCAACCAAAGUGCCUCCACUGCCCAUAACGUGGAGAAAGAAGUUUGCCGUCGGGUUUAUCUCUUUACCCUUCAGCCACGAGACAUCGAAGAGUUCCGAGCCCAAAACACCCACUUGCAGACAGCGCCAGACUCGCUGUUUGUGACAAAGUCUAUCUGCAGCCUGCAGACCACCGACGGUGUCCGGGCUCUGGUGGGCUGGAAACUCACCGAGAUGAAGUACGAUUAUCAGGACAGUAUGGAUCUGGUGGAAAUCAGAAUCCUUGCAGACGAAGAAAUGGAGAAAACACUGAGAGAGAAAUUCAAUAUAACACUAGACAGGAAAUUUGUACCUGUCAAUAAAAGCAGGUUGUCUCCAUUUUAACUCACUCCCUUGAAUUAUAAUUCAAUCCAGUGCCAUUGCAUGCAAUCCUUCCUCUAUUUCUGACAAACAUCUUAACAUUAGGCUUUCAUUUCCAUCCACACCUGUGUAAGGCAGAACUUAUUAGCAUGAAUCUGGAAAGGAUAUUGAUUUUCACAACCGCUCCUGCAUUUCUUCUUGGUUUGGAUACAAAUAAUUUCUUCCUAGCUCAAUCAAAUCACUCCCCUUCUGUUUGUGCUUAGCUGGAAGCACACGCUGCCCAGUCCCUACUCCUUUCAUCUCUUAAAAGCUUUUCCAAAUACAUCCAGAGUAGCAGGGCAGAGGAGUGGAGCUGUAUGUCUCUUCCUUUAUUACUUUGCGCUGCCAGCUGAGGAAGAUCAUACCCACCUCUUAAAUGAAUACCACAGUACUUUUGGAAUUUAAUAGCCAGAAAAACAAAGGCAUCCAGUGUCGAGUUUGCUACAGUAAGCCAAAAGCCUGUCCUGUCUGCUCUUAUCUUCACAACACCCCCGCAGGCAGCAGGCAGGCUGUCCCAUGCCUAGGCUGCGCUCUGCAAAUACUUACCGACUGGCUAUUUACAGCCUGAAGCUGGGGAUGAGACAUGUUAGUGGACAUUUCUGUCUUCUUUCAGACUUGUCCCGUUCUCUCAGUGACACAGCCAAAGAGCAGUAUUUCUUUGAAUUGAAAGCAUCUCCCGUUGAAUUGAACGGGAAGCAUCGCCCUGCAUUUUGUUUGCUCCCACCCAGCAGCAGACUGCUGGGAAUACCCGCUCCUCUCCUAAGAGUGUUACUCUUCUCCAAGUGCUGUUGCACAUUACUUACCGUGCCUGAACCCAAACACAUGCCCAGAAUUGGUUUUCUGAAACCUAUCCGUUCUACUGAGGACGUGUUUGCAGUGAGACUAAUUAUAUUGAUAGAAGGGAAACGACUCAUCUUAAUCAGAUACCUAAAGGCUAAGAUUUGUAGCAUGGGAAAUUACUCAAAUGUAAUCACUUUGCCCUCUGAGAUGAUGCUUGAUGUUCCUUUAUGUACAAACCAUGGAAGCAUUGCAACUAUGCACUUAGAAUGAAGUAAAUGAUAUAAGUGAUAUCAAAACUCCAAGAAUUAUGAAGUAGAAGGAUGUAUUCGCAAACAUGUAUUCCCAAAGUAAAAAAUUUCAUUAAUCAC